Thamnophis sirtalis is the source of this 1238-nucleotide messenger RNA. The record is from RefSeq and is a predicted model, not a curated record. Lineage: Eukaryota; Metazoa; Chordata; Lepidosauria; Squamata; Natricidae.
GACUUUGGGGAGAUGGAUCUGCCUUUAGAGGAACCUCCAACCCAGCCUCCCUCAGAACCACUACCCGCACCUCCAAAUUCCACGCCGGUGUGUGAGCUCCAGACUGCCGUGUCUUGUUUUACAGAGGAGACGGUGUCUUUCCUCUCCGUCAAUAGCUUGUUAAGCCAGUCCCUGCUCAGGGCAGCUGGCAGCCUGGGGGCCCAGCAGAAAGAUCAAGGGGUGCCCUCAGCCAUGGCCCGUCGCAAGCGUGAAUUCACCCCAGAUGAGAAGAAGGACGAUGGCUACUGGGACAAGAGGAAGAAGAACAACGAAGCGGCCAAACGCUCUCGAGAGAAACGGCGGGUCAGUGAUUUAGCCCUGGAGGGACGGGUUUUGGCCCUGCUGGAGGAAAACGCCCGCCUGAAGGCAGAACUCCUAGCUCUCAAGUUUCGCUUUGGCUUGAUCCGGGAUCCAGUAGAUCAACCAGCACUUACCCUGGGCGGUGAACUCCAUCGGUCAGCCACUCUGCCCCAGCACUUCACAGGGGCUCCUGAACUACCCCACUACCCUGGCACCUUCCACCCGGAGCCAGCUACCAGUUCUGAGGACUCUGGUUUUUCCACGCCAGGAAGCUCCAACUUGGGAAGUCCUGUCUUUUUUGAGGAGCGCGACAGGACAGAGGAAGGAAUUAUGUAUGAGAGGCAUUGCCUAGUCCCCGAGGCUUCCGCUGAUGGAGCUGAUCUGGGCCGUGUUGGCCGUUACGACUCUGGGGAGAGCGUCAAAGGUCUUCCCCACAAGUUGCGCUUCAAGAUGGCGGUAGGGUCAGAGGAGAUAGCUGGAGAACAAUCUGGACAUUGCUCACCUUCUUCACCAGGAGGAACAUGGAGAGGGCUGGUGACACGGAAAGAACCACCAAGCACAGGGUGUUCUGCAGGUACCCUGGCAGUUGAGAGUACUUGUGAAACAGAAGUCCCCGGGGGCCCUCGAGAACCUGAGCCCCAGGCAGAGAACCGCUCCCUCCACUGUCAGCUGGCCUCCCUUUCAGCUGAAGUGGCCCAGCUGAAAAAACUCUUCUCCGAACAAAUCCUCAUCAAGAUGAAUUGAAGUGGGGAGGCAGGUAGAAGGAAAGGGGUCACUUUUCUCCCCUUCGUUUUUUCUAGGACUACCAAGUAUUGGCUGCAAAAAAUUGAAUGACCACUAGAUGGUAGGAAAGAGCUAACUUUUUAUUCAUUUCUUUGCUGCUGUAUGAAGUGGUUCCA